CUCUAAGGCCAGACGAAAGCGUUCCUUGAUUUCAUUUGCAUUCUCAUCAAUGAAGGCUACGACUCGUCGCAGGAUCCCUAAAGAUAUAAUGCUAAGAUCACAAGAUGGAUUGGUUAUCCACUAUCGCUACAUCUAUGCAUUUCUGAUGCCGUUUUCGAUAGUAACCCAACCUUUUUGGAGCACAACACGUUCACACGAAUUUACAUGAUCUGCGUAAGACAACACCGUCGGGGAAAUGGCUAAAAAAUACGAUGGUGUUCAAAGAGAAAGCACGAGAAGGACUGAGCAAUCAGGUAGGCGACACUAUCAGUUUUAUUCACGAAUGUCAUGUUAGGAUUGUAUUAUCGGGACCACAGUCGAAUAUGCUGUGUACAAGAAGGAAUGGGAAUUUCGGAAAUGAUAUGGCAGUUUCAGUGCUUCAGAAUAUUAUGUCAGUGGACCAUUCAUUGCCAUUUCAAUCUGCCAGCGGACCAUUCAUAGCCAUGUCAAUCUGUCAGCGGACCAUUCAUUGCCAUGUCAAUCUGUCAGCGGACUAUUCAUUGCCAUGUCAAUCUGUCAUCGGACCAUUCCUUGCCAUGUCAAUCUGUCAGCGGACCAUUCAUUGCCAUGUCAUUCUGUCAGCGGACCAUUCAUUGCCAUGUCAAUCUGUCAGCGGACCAUUCAUUGCCAUAUCAAUCUGUCAGCGGACCAUUCAUUGUCAUGUGGUCACAUUAGCUGUUCGUUAUGUCGUGUUAAUAGGAACAUGACAUAUUAACUAAAAAUAUUGUUAAUGAAAAAUGGGAUAUUUAAAGAGAUUGGUUUAUGAUUAUGGAAAAGUCGCCAUAAACUUAAAUCAAGUUUAUUUUUAAAAAUAGUACGUUGUCAUAAAAUUUGUUUAUUGAAUAUAUUAACUUAGUGCAUUUGUAGAAAAUGGCUUGAAAAAAUUUUAUAGAAAGAAUGGCUUAAUGUGUGUUUAAAGCCAUUAGUUUAAAGUGUGUUUAUUGAAAAAUAGGACUAAUUAGAAAUGAAUUUUAAAGUAUUUUGAAUUCACAUUGUGUGGUAAAUUAACGUGUGUUACCAGUAUAUACACACCACUCUGACUCCCCCCACACCCCCAAAAGCAACGAUUGAUAAGAUGGGGAAGACCCAAAAACAUCUGGCUAAGAGAGGUAGUAAUUAAGGUCGGAAAGAGUUGGGAACAAGUCACAGAAGAUAGAAAGAGAAGCUAAAAAAAAAAAAAAUAAAAAAAUAAAAAAUAAAAAAAAAAAAAAAAAAAAAAAAAAAAAAAAAAAAAAAAAAAAAAAAAAAAAAAAAAAAAUAAUAAAAAAAAAAUAAGGAAAGACGAAGAAACCCCCCUCAACCUUCAAUCAAACCAUUUUAUUCAUCUUCACAAACCCUAAUAUAGUAAAUGAAAAGAAAAUAUAAUUAAUUCUCAAUUUUUACUUAAAACUUUAUUUUUGUGUUCUUUUUGUGACAAGAAGUCAAAGUAAAUUUUGGUGUAUCUAUUGCGUUAUUAAGUAAAAAAAAAAAAAAACUUCUUCUGUUAACAUAAUUUAACAACUUUUGAACAUAUCGUAUCAGUGGGUCACGACGCAUGGGCAACUUUGUAAAUAAAACAUUGAAAUCAUAUAUAUACUGUUAUUUAAAUGCAACCGAACUGCAAGUUUAAAGUACUGUACACACUGUAUUCUAUUUAAGCACUCUUUAAGUGAAUUACCCAUGCAUACCGCUUGAUUAAUAUUUAUUUGAUAAUUCUGAAUUCACAGAUAUUUCAGACUUGGCCCACUUGUCAAAAAGGGUCAAACAUUCAUCGCUAAGUGAAUCUUCAAAAUUUGAAUAUGGUAAGUGUACAUUUCUCAGUACAUUAAAAAAAAAAAAAAGAAAAGAUAAAUGAAUAUUGAUUAAUGAAUUAAUGCUAUCAAUUUUGAUUACUAUAACCUAACUUCUUAUGAAGGAUAAUAUUUAUUUGAUAAUUCUGAAUUCACAGAUGUUUCAGACUUGUCCCAUUUGACAAAAAGGGUCAAACAUUCAUCGCUAAGUGAAUUUUCAAAAUUUGAAUAUAGUAAGUGUACAUUUCUCAGUACAUUAAAAAAAAAAAAAAGAAAAGAUAAAUGAAUAUUGAUUAAUGAAUUAAUGCUAUCAAUUUUGAUUACUAUAACCUAACUUCUUAUGAAGGCCUAUUUCUUUCUUAAAAGUUAACCUUGAUCAUUAUUCUGACGGAACAAAGAGGGAAUCAAAUUAAAAACGCAACUUUUACCGGCAUUAACGAUGUACAGUGUCGUUAUAAAAAUAAUCAAAAAACAAAAAAACAAAAAAAAACAAAAAAAGAUGAGAGCGAUUAAUCUGUCAUCUACAGUUCAUCUUCGCCUGUGUUAUAGAUAUGGUAAGGUUUGAAUUUUAUUUCUUGUUUGCACCUUCAGUUUAUCAGGAUUUCUGCAGGACCACCUCUAGGUUUUAGCUUUGCAUUUGGAUUUAAUUUUGUCUGCUUUAAUUUUCUUGUACCGGGGUAUUUAUUUUAAAGAACUUAUUAAAAACAUAACAUUCAUAUUUAAAAAAAAAAAUAAAUCUUAAUGAGUUUCGAUUUUUGAGCCACGAAAUAUUUUAAUUUAUUAAAUAGUCCAUAUUGUAUAUAAAUGGGGACAUUUAUAUUUUCUCGGCUCUAUAGGAAACAUGGAGCCUGACAGGGUUGAUCCUGGACAAAGAGAAAACUUCAAAUUAACGUGUCCAAAAAUAAAGGACCACGACAAGUUCAUACCUAUUGCGGAGUUCAAAAACGAAGACCUGCCGGUCGAAUACCAGAGUACCGACCUGAUUCAAUCGGUGAUGGCUCUCGCGGACCUCACGGUCAGAGUGCGUUGCAAGUACACGAGCAGCAGUCGUCCGAAAGUUCACCAGGCGAGCGGUACGGUUUAUCCUUUCUACAGGGACCGAGGGAGAAACAACAUCAUCAGGACAGGCACUGGUCGCGUGUGGCACGUGAUGAUGCUAGAGAACAGCGGCGAGCCUUGUUCUUGUCAUAGGUGCGAAGGAACCAAAACCAGACAAGGUCGGAUCACCAUACUCACGGCAACACACGUGGUUUUCAACUCGUCAGAAGCGAGAGCAACUUCCGUCGAUUUCUUUUUUGACGACGAGAGUAGAUCGUCUUGCGUCACUUUGAAAGCGGAAGAGGUCUACGUCGCCGAUGCUGUAAGCGACAGGUGUUAUUUUGACUGCUAUACCUGUGACGUAGAACUGCUGCAAAAGUUAAGUAAAAUAUGGAUCAAAUGGCUGACCCUCUGCAAGACGGUUCGGGAGGAACAUCAGAAUUCGGAGGCUGAAAUCAAACUUGCUAUAAUGGUGGCGCACCCUCACGGACUGCCUAAGCAGGUCUCUGUGGGGCGCUGGUUCGAAAUCCAAGACAGCGUUGAUUCCGUCCAUUUUUACACGUACGAUUGUCCCACAUGCCCAGGAAGCAGCGGGGCGUACGUGUACACGCUCGCCCGACAAGGCUGGUGGUCAAAUCAUGUACAUUCUGGUGCUAAUCUCAGUUUGAACUACAGUGGCAGCGGGAUUGACUGGGGCUGGUGCACAGUGGCUGCGUCAACAACUUGAAAUAUUUGUAUACACAUUAUUUUUUUUUUAAAAUGUAUGUUCUAUUUUUUUAGAAUGUAUGUUUAGUUCAAUAUAGCAAGCCAUUUAAUUCAAAGCGUACAUGACACGAAAGUUUUUUGUUUUUUUCCAUUUCUCUAAUUGCUGCAACUUUUUAUAUUUACAUCUGCCUUCAGAUGUCUUUUUACGAGAUCUUAUUUUCACAUACAUUCCAAUACAUUAGUAAACGCCCCCCAAUUGUAUAGCCU
Lymnaea stagnalis (great pond snail) is the source of this 3818-nucleotide messenger RNA. Lineage: Eukaryota; Metazoa; Mollusca; Gastropoda; Lymnaeidae. The record is from the annotation of a GenBank genome assembly.